Guyanagaster necrorhizus is the source of this 2392-nucleotide messenger RNA. Its product is annotated as NUC189-domain-containing protein. The transcript is spliced from 4 exons. Gene Ontology annotation, molecular function: protein binding. Bases 1 to 2283 code for a protein of 760 amino acids. The record is from RefSeq and is a predicted model, not a curated record. Gene Ontology annotation, cellular component: nucleolus. Gene Ontology annotation, biological process: maturation of SSU-rRNA from tricistronic rRNA transcript (SSU-rRNA, 5.8S rRNA, LSU-rRNA). Lineage: Eukaryota; Fungi; Basidiomycota; Agaricomycetes; Agaricales; Physalacriaceae.
AUGGCGUCUCCGGAAAAAUCGAAAAAGACCAAGUCGAAACCGCCUCGCGGUCGUCCAGCGGCCACCUCUGCCAUUUCUCAACCUGCAGUGCAGGAUGCCACCACCACCACCGUUCUUCCUGCUUUCUCUUCCAACGGAAAUCUUUUCGCAUACCUCUCCCUCGCUGUUGACAAGCAUCGUUUACGCGUUUAUGACACUUCUACAAGCCAAUCCGUAGCAGAGCAUAUUUUUGAGGCAAGCAGGGCAACUUCGCUGGUAUGGGCACAGUUGCAAUUAUCCGACACGGACAAGCCAAACGUAGAGCAACCACCUAGCAAAAAGAAACGGAAGAAGGGUGUCGACACGGCACAGAUAAAGAUGGUGGAAGUCGUCCUCCUGGGUCUCUCUAAUGGCACCUUGGCUCUCUUCUCUCCCACUCAUGGCCGGGUGAUACGAACCCUCUCCGAUCCUCAAAGUACAGCUGCCAUAUUAUCAGCAAUUGUCGUAAAAAAUGCGGACAAUGUCUCUAACAUAUGGACAUCCAGUGUCGACAGCUUUAUACGGAAGUGGGAUAUGCAGAACAACGGUGUGCUUGGUUCAUGGAAAUCCGACGACCGAGUGCCCUUCUCAUUCAUGGCUCUUCGACCAUCUAGUGCGGAAGACGAACGCCAUAUCCUCGUUGCAAACCAUUCCCUUCGACUGUUAUCUUUUGAUUCCGCCGACCUGCAAGAACACAAUCAACUAGCAUCCUUUUCAGGGCAUGCAUCAGCCAUUACAGCCGUACAAUGGGAUGCCUCUCAGUCACGCUCUGACCGUUUCAUUUCUAUGGCAGAAGCGGACAGAGUAGUAUCGGUUUGGGCCGUUCCCAAAGGGAAAGCAUCAGAGGGGAAACUCACUGCUUCAAUACAACUCGACUCUGAAGCAAGAGCCAUUUCUCUUCUUCACUCUUCUGCUUCUCCCAGUCAAGUCCUUUUGAUUCUUGCCGCGUCGGGGAGAAUAUCUGUGUUCCCCAUCCCGGCAGAAUUGUCUCCGCCUACCAACUCUUCCCACAAAGUGUCAACACUACUACCGCGCUCCACACUCGCAGUACCCUCCGCAAAAAAUUCUUCCGGUGCCCAGCUCCUGGCAGCAUCUUUUGUUCAAGGACAUCCCGCUCAAAUUCGCAUAGCAAGAGUUGUGCGAGGUGUGCGACCAGUAUUUGACCUUGUCUCAUAUUUGGAUGAAUCCGGUGCAUUUAUCAAAGACGUUUCAAUUGGCGACGUCUCCGCCAGCCUUGUCACCGAAACAGCUAUGGUUAGCAACUGUUGCCUAUCGCGAUAUAAUGAGUCCUCUUCGAUGGCGGUCGGCUCUGGUGUUUCGCUUGGGCAUGAUCCGGACUUGGAUGACUUGGCUUUUGAGCAUCCCGAAGGCGAACUGGAUGUGGAUCUUGCUGAGCUCAGUCUAGGUCAACGAUUAACAGCACUCUCCGGUGCAAAUGUCCGACCUGAGGGUAGCGACGAUGAAGAAGCCUCAUCUUCCAAGCGCCACAAACCCUCAGGGAAAAAGGUACAAAAUGAUAUAUCUGUCGUCCCAGCUUCUUCCUUAACGCGGACGUUACUCCAAGCCUUACACUCGUCAGAUUCAAAGCUUAUGGAGACAUGUCUGGCACAUUCCGAUCUUGUAUUGAUACGAAAUACAGUGAAGGCUCUACCGCCUCAGUUGGCUGUUCCGUUAUUGACGGUCUGCAUGGAACGGUUAGGGAGAGGUGCAAGGGCGAGCAACAUGAAGGGCGGUGGCGGUGGGGCGGGCUCCCAACGUGGUACAACUCUGAUUGCGUGGGUGAAAACGGUGCUGGCCGUGCAUAGCGGACACUUGAUGACCAUGCCUGAUCUCGUGGCACGGCUUUCUGGUCUUCAUGCGACACUCACUGCUCGGAUAGCACUGCAGGAGAGCUUGUUGUCCCUAAGUGGGCGACUGGACAUGGUCUUAUCUCAGAUCGAGAUGCGUUCAUCUGUAGCGCCUGCGCCACUCGUUCCUAAAAAGAAAUUAGCUAAGGACAAGAACGUUAAAAGAUAUGUUGAGGGUGAAAGCGAAGACGAAGAAGAGGAGAUGGAUGUAGAAGUCGAAGUUGACAGUGGUGACGACGCCGGUAGUAUCGAAGAUGUGGAGUUGGGGGGGAGCAGUGAUGAACCGAGCGAAGAGGAGGAAGCUGAAGACAGUGAAGACGAUGAGAAUGAGGAUGAUGAUGAUGAUGCCCCAGUAGCUAAUGGAUUCAUCGACGAUGAGGCAGAGGAAUACAGCGACGAGGAGUCCGACAGUGAAUAGUUUUGAGUGUAUCUAUCUACUUUUGCUAUAUCUCAUGCUUCUUCGAUGCUCUCGAAAGAUUCCCUUUUUGUGGUGGAGAGACACCGGUUUUCUGGCGAUGAGAUCGGGU